Thrips palmi is the source of this 1334-nucleotide messenger RNA. It is a transcript of the gene Marf, whose product is annotated as transmembrane GTPase Marf. Lineage: Eukaryota; Metazoa; Arthropoda; Insecta; Thysanoptera; Thripidae. Bases 22 to 579 code for a protein of 185 amino acids. Gene Ontology annotation, cellular component: mitochondrial outer membrane. Gene Ontology annotation, biological process: mitochondrion localization; mitochondrial fusion. The transcript is spliced from 3 exons. Gene Ontology annotation, molecular function: GTPase activity. The record is from RefSeq and is a predicted model, not a curated record.
CCACAGGUUGGUUCAGGGUUGAUGUCACCAAAUGAUUCUGUAGACAGCAAUAUGGGUGCAUAUGGGUCUGGAAGUCCUUCAUUAUCACGCGUUGAUGACUGGUCAAUCCCAUCCAGAAUUGCACUUGCAUCAAUUGGUUCUCAGGGGACAGUGGGAGGUUUAGUGAUAGCAGGAUUCAUGCUGAAGACUGUUGGCUGGCGUGUGAUUGUGGUAACUGGUGCUGUCUAUGGAUGUCUUUACAUGUAUGAACGUAUGACCUGGACCAACAAAGCCAAAGAACGUUCAUUCAAACGGCAGUACGUGGAUCAUGCUACCCGGAAACUGCGGCUCAUUGUCGAUUUGACAUCUGCAAACUGCAGUCAUCAAGUUCAACAAGAACUAUCGAGCACCUUUGCUCGUCUUUGUCACUUGGUGGAUGAAAAUGGCAGGGAAAUGGAUGUAGAGCUGAAAAAAUUGGAUGCUGAAAUUUUGACAUUGGAAGAAGCUGCUAGUUCAGCCAAAGUGCUGCGCAACAAAGCAAAUUAUGUUACAAAGGAAUUAGAAAUGUUUGAUGACGUGUACCUUCAAACUGAUAACUGAAUUGUUGUUGUUUUUUGUUAAAUAGUAUUUUGAAACUGUUCUAAUCUAUAAUUAUGUAGUACAAUAGUCUAGAGUUAUAUAAGAUGAUUUGAAAGCAUUAACUUUUCUUAGCACAUCACUCCAUUAUCAUUGCCCACAACCUUGUAGUUUUCCUUUUCUUUUCCCCCUCCUUUUGAUUUGUUAUCCAGCUUUACAAUUAAAAGUUUUAACUUCUUCUGGAUGUUGAUGUUGCUCGUUAGUCCCUAUUCUUGUUUGGUUGAUGUUACCAAUUAUGCUCUUUAAUUUUUAGAACUGUUUUAGUGAUAGAAGUUAGAGUUUUCUGUGAUGCUUAAGGGUUAAAUUCGACUUCAAGAUUUGAGAAUACUGAGCUGUUCUGUUAAUAAUUUUUUUCUUUUGUUUUUUUCCUUGUUUUGUUCUUUAAGAAUACAACUUGGAUUGAGUUUAGAUUGUGAUCAACACUCAGCUUUCAUCAAUUAGUCUUGUUGAGUCCCCUGUGUUUAUAAGUCUAGCUAAUGCCAACUGCAUCCCAACUCAAUCACGUUUGCCUAAUUUAAUUUUUUAUUCCAUCAUUGACUGAGGAGAUUUUGUGCUAAAGUGUGUCUUCUUUCUUGUGCUAUGAGAGGGAUUCAAAUCAUCCUGGAGUUUUCAUUGCUUCAAUUAUAGUUGGGUUGAAUUGAAAGUCACCAUUGUUCAUCAUGUUCGCCCUUUAUUUCGUAAAAUGUAUGUAAUUAUUAUUAAACCUUUUCUGUGACAAA